AUGGUAGCAAGCGAGAGGCAAGGGAAGCUAUGCAAUGAUGGCGAUAGGGAAAGCUCGGCCAAUGACGACAAUGGUGACAGGGGAAGCUCGACAGCAAUGGCGAUGGGGAAGCUUGUCUACUCCGAUCCACGGGCCACCUCCCUCCGCCGCCGCGCGGCGGAGAGUCCCAACGAGGCGGCUGGAGAAGGAGUCCGCGGGGAUAACUACGGCGAGGGUGCGUUCUGCUCCCAGCCGGAUCCGAAGUGUGCGACGUCGUAUCAUGACGUUAAUCCUUUCGCGGAGAAUGACUCGAAUCCGUUCGACGACGGGCCUGAUCCGACCAAAUCUAGGGCUAACCUGUCGAACGAGAAGCGUAGGGACCGAGAGGAGCUCAGCGACGGCGGGACGCCUUAUUCUUACAACAAGAAACCGAAAUUCGCCGGCGGUGGCGGAGGCGGAGCGAGUUCCGCCAGUGGCGGCGGAGAGUACAGGAAGGACAGGGAGGAGUGGAGUGACACGGCGAUUGCGUGUCUCCUAGACGCGUACACGGAGAAGUUUACGCAACUGAACAGGGGCAAUUUGCGGGGGAGGGACUGGGAGGAGGUAGCAGCUAUUGUGAGUGAGAGAUGCGAGAAGCAAACGAAGAGUGUUGAGCAGUGCAAGAACAAAGUGGACAAUUUGAAGAAGAGAUACAAGUUGGAGCGGCAUAGGAUGAACAAUGGCGGCGUUUCAGCAAGUCAUUGGCCGUGGUUCAAGAAGAUGGAGGUUAUUGUUGGUAAUUCAUUACCCUCAAAGGCUGUACCAGAUGACGACAAGGCUGUUGCUGGAUCGUCAAACUCGCUUAGACAAUCAAAAAGAUAUGGAAUUGCAACACCCAGCCCUAGUGCACAGAUAACUAACAUGAAGUCGAAAUCUUUAACAAACCCUAGAUGGCGAAGGGUUGUUUUCAAAAUUAGUGGAGCUGCUCUAGCUGGCAGUGGUCCUCAUAAUAUUGACCCAAAGGUGGCAAUGCUUAUUGCUCGAGAAGUCUCAACUGCUUGCCGCCUUGGUGUUGAGGUGGCAAUUGUUGUCGGAGGCCGUAAUUUCUUCUGUGGAGACACUUGGGUUACGGCAACUGGUUUAGAUAGAUGUACAGCUUAUCAAAUUGGUAUGAUGGCAACUGUGAUGAAUUCCAUAUUGCUUCAGUCAGCUUUAGAGAAGAUGGGUAUCCAGACUCGAGUGCAAACGGCAUUUGCAAUGCCAGAGGUUGGUGAACCAUACAGUAGACAAAGGGCUAUUCGGCAUCUUGAAAAAGGAAGAGUUGUAAUAUUUGGUGGUAUUGGUGCUGGCACUGGAAACCCACUCUUCUCCACUGAUACAGCAGCCGCUCUUAGGGCUUCCGAGAUUCACGCAGAUGCUGUCCUGAAAGGUACCAAUGUAGAUGGUAUUUAUCUCUGCGACUCCAGAAGCAACAAUGUCAUUUUUGAACAUAUUUCCUUCAGGGAGUUGGCCUCCAGAGGUACUUCUCCUAUGGAUACAAUGGCAGUAUCAUUCUGUGAGGAGAAUGGAAUUCCUGUUCUGGUAUUUAACCUUCAUGAACCUGGCAACAUAUCAAGAGCACUGUGUGGAGAACAAGUUGGCACGCUGAUUGAUCAGACCGGAAGAGUUAGCUAAUUCUUGGGGAUCAUCAUAUAGAUAUAAUGCUUGGCAUUUCAACAUGUGAUUGUGAGGUGGAAUAAAAUUGGUGGCUCUCUCUGGAAGUAAGAGGUGAUUUUGAACUUGUGUAUGGGAUAAUCCCAAUCGUGUUAGGGCAGAUCUCAGCAAGAAACCACACUGGUUAGGACUUCUCCCGUUGUGUUAUGCUAUAGAACAUAAGCUUCUAAUAUGCUUGUGCUGUUAACUCAUUGUCUACAGUAAUAACAACAUGAUCCAUGACUUGCUUUGAUCAUUGCCUUCUUGUUCUUUCUCGGGUAUUUCUCAUGCUUGUAAAUUGUUCCAACUUCUCCCAGUAAUUAGUGGGGGAGCAGAGUCGACUCAAAUGGAUUAAUUGAUAGUGGUUUCAAGAGCGCCCCCCCCCCCCCCCCCCCCCCCCCCAAAAAAAAAAAAAAAAAAAAAAACUGGCUCAAAAUGUUCAAUGAUGCAAGUGCUCGUGGCAUGUUUCUUUCUGCAGCUCCUUAAUGAUAAUGGUAGGUCAUGCUGCACCAUGAUGGAUUAAUGUUGCUGAGUAUGAUAGGACUUUUGACUUGCUGUAGGUGUUUUAAACUGUACCACAGCUGUUGGUUUAUGGUUGUAAUUUUGUUACGUAUGAUAUAAAUGACUCAUCAUGCUUUGUUGAUCAGCAGAUUAUGCUCGAGUCAAAUAGAUUUUUCCACUGUAAUGUAAACUUUCGACAGCAUCCAAAGGUUUUUACUGGAAUUUUAGGCAGUUCAUGGAAGCUGCCUCUCCUUGGUAAAGAAUAAAUAUGGAGAGAUGUGACCACCACAGGUUCUGAAGAACUCUUGACUUUAGUGAAAGGUGAAAAGAAACUGUCCCCUGCCACUGCUAGAUAGACGUGGAUGUGUUUGCUUGCCUUUUUUCCAUCAGCAAUGAGUUGGUGACAGUGAAAAAGGAGAGGAAUGGAUGAUUGUUUCAAAUAAAGGCAAAGAAUAGUAAGGGGCAGGAUGUCAACUUUCUUUCCAUUUUCUUUUGUUUUCAUGGCAUCCUUUUCUUGCCAUGCACUUAUUGUUCAACUUUGUGAUUCUGAUUUGAGUGUAGCUCUAUGAAUUGAAACAUAAAACACGAGAAAGGGCGUUUUAAGUA
Messenger RNA from Diospyros lotus (date-plum), 2757 nucleotides. Its product is annotated as uridylate kinase PUMPKIN, chloroplastic. NCBI's taxonomy places the organism in Eukaryota, Viridiplantae, Streptophyta, Magnoliopsida, Ericales, Ebenaceae. The transcript has 8 exons. The record is from RefSeq and is a predicted model, not a curated record. Gene Ontology annotation, biological process: UDP biosynthetic process. Gene Ontology annotation, cellular component: cytoplasm. The coding region runs from base 1 to 1632 and encodes 543 amino acids. Gene Ontology annotation, molecular function: UMP kinase activity.